GGAAAAUCUGAAAAAUCAAAACCACACGUUUUCUUGGCGUUGUUUGUUAUCCGGCGUUGCAGUUUUAUUGAAAUUCAUCUUUUGUUUCAGCUGCUGUAAUGUAAAAUGUAGUGCAAGACCGCUGUCCGAUGUGUGGCUAUAUGUUUUCAAUCAAAAUUAUAAAUAUGUAGCCGCGAGUCAAAUAACAAUAUCAUGUUUGCAAUAGCAGAUUUCACUCCCAUAUGACAUAGAUUAUAAUAGUAUACAUGGAUCACACAUAGCACCAGACAUCGGCAGCGGCGGAAUAAAAUGGCUUCCACACAUAAAAUGGCAACAAAGGAGUUGGUCGACCUGAAUCAGUUGUACACGCUCCCGAAGCCGACCACGAUAGACUUGAUCGGCGGCAUCUACUGCCACAUCUGCGAGACGACGUUCAACACCAAGAAGGAGUACGACAGCCACUACUCCCAGCACGAGACGGGCACGCAGGACAUCGUGUAUACAUGCGUGGUGUGCCGCAAGCAGUUUGCCGGCUACCCCAGUUUCCGUGGACACUGCUACAUCAAGCAUGUCAACAGGGAUCGAUUCAAAUGUGAAUAUUGUUUCAAAUUAUGUUCUAAAUUGUCAGCGCUGAAACAACACGUGGCGGCCAUGCACACAUUUAUAUGCUCAUCAUGCAACCAAAAGUGAGUAUCAUUUACUUACUGCACAAGAC
Messenger RNA from Manduca sexta (tobacco hornworm), 694 nucleotides. Its product is annotated as zinc finger protein 423-like. The record is from RefSeq and is a predicted model, not a curated record. NCBI's taxonomy places the organism in Eukaryota, Metazoa, Arthropoda, Insecta, Lepidoptera, Sphingidae. The transcript is spliced from 3 exons. The coding region runs from base 289 to 669 and encodes 126 amino acids.